Penicillium bovifimosum is the source of this 996-nucleotide messenger RNA. RefSeq lists its product as uncharacterized. Lineage: Eukaryota; Fungi; Ascomycota; Eurotiomycetes; Eurotiales; Aspergillaceae. The coding region runs from base 1 to 996 and encodes 331 amino acids. The record is from RefSeq and is a predicted model, not a curated record. The transcript has a single exon.
AUGACAAAUCUGUCCGAACCUCCCGACGGGAUCCAUGGGUACCAUGGCAGCAACGUGGCCGUGCGGACACUGAUGAUUGUUUUCACCUCCAUUGCAUUGUACAACGCUGUCGAAUUGUUCAUCUUGUUGUUUUUGACCUUUACAACCUAUCGUGGUCUGUACUUUUGGUCGCUCCUCCUCUCAGUUGUCCUUGGAGUCGUACCCCACGCCAUUGGCUACCUGCUGGAACUUUUCUCUCUGGCACCAGUAUGGGUCUCUUUGACUAUUUCCACCAUUGGCUUCUAUGUCAUGGUUCCGGGCCAAUCCGUGGUCCUGUACUCCCGUCUACAUCUGGUGGUGAAUAGCAACAAAGUCCUUCGCUUCGUGCGCUGGCUCAUCUUCGUCGACGCUGUCAUUCUUCUGAUACCGACGACAGUUCUUACUUUCUAUACCGCAUACGCUCCCUCGCCGCCAGUGAUUCGCGGAUACAAUGUCAUGGAGCGGUUGCAACUGGCCUGGUUCUGCGCUCAAGAAUUUGCCAUCUCAGGAAUUUACAUCACUGAGACUGUGAGGCUGCUGAGCUUGAUGCCAGAAAGGGGCAGCCGUCGGACCCGAAUCAUGUAUGAGUUGCUGGCUAUCAAUCUGGUCAUCGUCUUGCUCGAUAUCUGCCUACUUGUUACAGAAUACAUUGGGUUCUACGCAUUGCAGACCACGUUGAAGUCCAUGGUCUACAGCAUCAAGUUGAAGCUUGAAUUCGCCGUGCUGGGGAAACUAGUCACCCUUGUGCAGAACCAUCGAUCACGAUCACAACCUACUUCCUCUGAACACGAGGAAUACCCUGGCUUCGUGGAUCCGACUCAGUUUACGUCGGACGUCACUCAUGCAAUUCCUCUGGAAUCGCGUUCUAAAGGACGAAGGGGCUGGAAUACAAUGUCCGUGGAGAGCUUGCCUAUCUCGGAGCGCAGAAUUCGCCCAUCUACACAGUCGACCGAUGACGACAGCCGGACUCCACCUUGA